Molecule: messenger RNA, 282 nt
Organism: Schistosoma curassoni
Lineage: Eukaryota; Metazoa; Platyhelminthes; Trematoda; Strigeidida; Schistosomatidae
Source: the annotation of a GenBank genome assembly
AUGAUCUCUACCCGUAAUUCUGUUCUUACUACUACUACUACUACUACUACUACUACUACUACUACUACUACUACUACUACUACUACUACUACUACUACUACUACUACUACUACUACUACUACUACUACUACUACUACUACUACUACUACUACUACUACUACUACUACUACUACUACUGCUACUACUACUACUGCUACUACUACUACUACUACUACUACUACUACUACUACUACUACUACUACCACUACUACUAAUCACACUUUUUAUUUCAAACGUUUAUGA